AUCAUCUAAUGGAUCAAACUGUCGAACAAGCUUUUUAAUUAAAUUUUCACCUUGUGAACCGUAUUCUUCCUUGGGAUCAAUUCUUUUUCCAUCAAAAUUUUGCACUUUAUUUUUUAAUUCAGUCUGUGAACUGCUAUUUGUAAAAAUGAUAUUGAUAGAAAAAUUGAGCAUUUCUUUGUCUCUUCUAGGCAAAUCCUAUUAUUGAACAAGUUCAGAAUCGCGCGGAAAAAUUGGGAACAGUGAUUAAUCGAGCUGGUCAACGGGUUGUAAAUGAAGCAUCAACAGUCAAAAAUAAUUUAGCAUCAUUAGAUAUAAAUGACGUUAUGAGACGAAAUGAACAAAAAGGGAUUAAUUCCUUAAGUAAUGGAAAAUCUGAUUUACAACAACAACAUUUGAGUAUUCCAAAACCAUUACAAUCUAGUACACCUGAUCUUCUAGAUGAGAAAUCAAUUCCGUAUGAAAGAUUUGGUUCAACAGGCAAUGUUAAUUUUGGCGCGACUUAUACGUCUAUGCAUGAGCCACCCUCUUCAACGUCGGAUUCUUCAGGAGCAUCUUCACCAGACUUAAAAAGAAAACAAGAAAAUCUGAUUACAAUUGAUACUCAACCACAUACUUUAGCGGCGAAUACUACCACCACAGCUUUUAAUUCAUUACUACCGUCACCGGUAGAAUUGAACGUAAUUAAUGUGACAAACAAUCGCUCUCUACACCAACAAACUGCUCGUCCUGUCGUUCAUAGCAGUAUAAAACAAUUACAGACUGAAUUAAAAAAUAAAGUGCAAAAUUUUGAUGGAAAAAGAAUUGAUCCCAAGGAAGAAUACGGUUCACAAGGUGAAAAUUUAAUUAAAAAGCUUGUUCGACAGUUUGAUCCAUUAGAUGAU
Molecule: messenger RNA, 881 nt
Organism: Didymodactylos carnosus
Lineage: Eukaryota; Metazoa; Rotifera; Eurotatoria; Philodinida; Philodinidae
Source: the annotation of a GenBank genome assembly